AUGCUGCCGCAGCAUUUCGACCUAUUGAAAGGCCUUGUUAACACAAAUUACGUGGAGCAGGCUCAGCAGGCCAGGAACUCGCGUUCGAAGCAGGUCACCACGUUGCUGACGCAGCGUCGGCUUCCCGAUACAGGCUGGAACGAGGAUGACAUACAGCUGCUACUGGAGGAGAUGGCGUCGUUCGACACGAACAACUUCCAGGGCAACGUCGGAGUCGGCGAGCGGGAAGGCCGCGUCAUCAGUGAUCUGGUUCGACGACGACACUUCGGCCUGACACAUGGCAUCGGUCGAAGUGGUGAUGUCAUGGCGGAGCAGCCCAAAGCAGCUGGCUCAUCCCUCAUCGUCCAGCUGACCAAAUACUUAGCCUUGGAUGCGAUCCGUUUGGCUGGGAUCAAAGCAGUCAAAGCAUGUGCAGUACUGCCUGCUGCCACAGGACUGACGAUGACUUUGGUGUUCCUCGCCCUUCGCCAGAUGAGGCCGCAAGGCCGAUACGUGGUGUGGUCGAGGAUAGACCAGAAGUCUUGCUUCAAGGCGAUUGGAGCAGCCGGGCUCGAACCGAUUGUAGUAGAGCUCAAGCCCAUCGAAGGUACAGAUGCCCUGGGUACUGAUCUUGAAGGUAUGCAGGCUGCUAUCGAGCGUGUCGGAGCUGACAAGGUCCUUUGUAUAUGCACAACCACCUCCACUUUUGCGCCAAGAGUGCCAGACUUCAUCGACGAAGUCGCGCUAGUAGCCAGUAAGCUGGACGUGCCACAUGUUAUCAACAACGCGUACGGCUUGCAGUGCUCCAAGUGUACACAUCUUAUCGAGACCGGCUGUCGCCGAGGGCGAGUCGAUGCUUUUGUUCAGAGCACGGACAAGAAUUUCAUGGUGCCAGUGGGUGGAGCCAUUGUGGCCGGGCCUUCCUCCGCUCUAGUAGACAAGGUCUCCAGUCUUUAUCCUGGCCGUGCAUCGAUGGGGCCUGUGCUGGACCUCUUCAUUACCCUUCUGUCCUUGGGCGUCUCUGGCUGGACAGGCCUGCUCCAGGAAAGAAAGGAGAAUGCCAAGUGGUUUGAGCCCCCAGCUGCUGCUUUGGCCUUGUCUGAAUUUCUGCGGAGGUUCCGGCGAAUCGGAUUUCUUUCUGCAUCGACAUCACCUCCCUGGGAAGGCGGCAACCGCCGCAUGGACAAAAACGUUGCCUCUAGGACAUCGUGCCUUGCCUUGACGUGGCUCCGGGUGUUGAUAUAUGUGGCCAUCUGGAACGUGUCUGCGUCUGGAUCUGCGCCGACGCAACAGCCAGUGCUUGCUCUACAGGAAACGCCGCCGGCAGCUUGCAGCUGUGAGCCACUGGAUGCACACUGGCAGCAGUUGCGCGAGGCAACCUGGAAGGCGUUUACGCCUGACUUUGCCAAGCGGGUGCUGAACUACUCAGACCCCGUAUUCUUUUGGAUUCGAAACUUUCCGUGUCCUGAUCUACCCGCAACAAGUCCCCGUGGUGCUGCAGCGCUGUCAGAUUGUGCUCCUGGAGUGAUUCUUCUGCAUGUACUGUGCGCUCAGCGGAAGCUCCUGCAGCUGAGGUUUGACGAAGCCCAGGAGCAGCUCGUUGAGGCCUUGAUGGCCCUCCCUUUUGCCGAAGAGUGCCUGCAGCCGGAGGCAGUGCCGAGGUGGCCCACCUCUGCCUUCGACGUGCAAACGAACUACGUGCGCUUCUAUCGUGCAGUCUCCUACUACAUCCAAUCCGCGGAGUUGUUGGAUGAUCUUCUCUGGCAGCCCACUAGGACUUGUGUCGAUGACGAGGGGUGCUCGGACAUAUCCGGUCACGUGUGCAACAAGCGGUUGAAGCGCUGCAUCCCCAUCAAAGAUGGCUGUUCGGCCGAUGCGGAGGUGUGUCCGCCUGGCCGCUGGUGCACAUCCAUUACUUCCCCUGGCGAAGAUCGCUGCAGCCUCGAGCUGUCUCCCAUGUGCAUCAGCAACGGCGAACUUCAGGCAUUCCACCCCGGCAUUGAUUGCCUUCAGCGCGUGGACUACCCCGGCAUGAUCAAGGCUUGCUCAGAGAUGGGUACGACGUUGUACCCGUUGAACUGGUCCUCGAGCCCUUCCGAGCAGCUCCUGGCAGGAGUCCAGGGCAGGGAUGCCCUGAUCCUUCCGGUGACUCUACGACUCCGGAGUCCCUGGCACAUGCUGCACUCACUGGUGCCAGCUUACGCGCAGUCCAAAAUGGACGGCCGCUACGGUCUGCUGCAGUUGGGAGGAGAUUUCGAUCUUCUCAUCGUGGAUCAAGAUUUGGACAAGGACAGGCACAUCUGGGAGAAGGUGCUUGGCGACGGAGUGUCCGACACCACGAUGGGUGGUCUCGAUUUUUUGCUAGGGCUCAUCAGUGACCAGCCGUACAAGCUGCUCAAGGAAGUGGCAGGCAGCUGCUACCGCCGAGCUGUCUGGGGCCAUGAGCUGAUGCUAUAUUCUGGUGGUGGAUGGACGAAUGAAGCACAUAUGAGCCACUUCGUUCGUGCAGCCCGGGAUUUCGUUCAAUCGGAAAAAUUCGAGGACUCUGUUCGCGAAUCCCGACUUCUCCUGGUUGAACGGCGAAACAGCAGCGCAUGGGGGCGAUGGAUUGACAACUUCGACAGCGUUCGGGAAGCGGCGAAUGAGUGGGUCUCAAGUCAUCCAGACCUCAUCAGCAGCCUCGAGGUUGCCGAUCUGGCGGAGUUGUCCUGGCCAGACCAGCUGCGCUUAGCGGCACGGAUGAGGCUCAUGUUCGGAGCCCAUGGAGACGGUCUAAGCUGGUCCGUCUUCAUGGGCGAGGGAUCUGCCUUGGUGGAAGCAGUGCCCGCCCGGGAUGCAGGAUUCCAGGCCUGUGUCGAGGGUCAAGACAAGAACCCUUAUGGAAUCUUUGGUGGGAUAGCUCGGCUUGCACGAGUUUUGCACUUCUGCUUUCUGACAAAUGCUUCGGAGACGCAGGCCGCCGCGUCACGAUCAGAAGAGGACUUGUUUCAGUGGGGCUGGAGGCAGCUCAACUUGCACAUCAACAUCGACAAGCUUAGUGCGCAAGCAAUUUUCAGCGAAAGCUUUUUUGAAUUCCACUGCCAGCAGCAUGGAGUGGAGAAAUUCUAG
Molecule: messenger RNA, 3087 nt
Organism: Symbiodinium necroappetens
Lineage: Eukaryota; Dinophyceae; Suessiales; Symbiodiniaceae
Source: the annotation of a GenBank genome assembly